GCGGCAUACUGACAGAAAAAUGUGGAUAUGAGGGAUACAUAGCAGCGUAUCAUUUGGUGUAUUUUUGCGAAUGUACGUUGGCCUUAUCAUUUUGUCCGUUGGGUCAACUGGCAUUCUUUACUAGCUUUCACAUCACUACGGCGUUGACGUUUUCUCAGCAGCUCUUCGAGCCAACCGUCUGCCAGACUCAUUUUACGUCGUAGGUUGUGCGUAAAAAGAGCGCGGCUGCACCUGUUCCAAUGGAUCGGUGAUUUCCGCCCGACAGCGGCGUACUCUACACAUCUUGAUCGUGCUGGCUAGAAUGAGGAGCUAAAGCACAGCUCCAGGUCGUUGAGAUGCCAGCGCUGUUACAAGUUGCCGGCGGCCCACAGCGUUACUUGGGGCUGAGAUGGAGUGUCCUUGUCGCUGUAUUAAUUCUGUCUGUCAUUGCAAGCUGCACUGCUGCGUCGGCUGUUCAUGCCAGCCAGGGAAAUGGCACGACUUCACACACGGACCACAAAACUAACGGGAACCACAGUACUCAUACCAAAAAGGCCUUCCCGGUGCUCUCUAUCAAUUAUGAUUAUGUUCGCAUGCCCUUUGAGAUUUCGCUAUGGAUACUGCUUGCCUCAUUGAUGAAGCUGGGGUUCCACCUGAUUCCCCGGCUGUCCGGCGUGGUUCCCGAGUCAUGCCUGCUGAUCGCCGUGGGCCUGCUGGUGGGCGGCCUGAUCCGGCUGAUGGGCGAGAAGCCCCCGGUGCUGGACUCCAAGCUCUUUUUCCUGUGCCUUCUGCCGCCCAUCAUCCUGGACGCUGGCUACUUCCUGCCCCUGCGGCCCUUCACCGAGAACGUGGGCACCAUCCUGAUGUUCGCGGUGGUGGGCACGCUGUGGAACGCCGCCUUCAUGGGCCUGGUGCUGUACGGCGUGUGCCAGGCGGAAGGGGGCGAGCUGGGCGAGAUGCCCCUGCUGGCGUGCCUCAUCUUCGGGUCGAUCGCGUCGGCCGUAGACCCCGUAGCGGUGCUGGCCGUGUUCGAGGAGAUCCACAUCAACGAGCUGCUGCACAUACUGGUGUUUGGGGAGUCGCUGCUCAACGACGCUGUUACAGUGGUGCUGUACCACCUGUUUGAGGAGUUUGCCCAUGCGGGCACGGUGACGGUGGCCGAUGCCUUCCUGGGCGUCAUCUGCUUCCUGGUGGUGUCUCUGGGAGGAGUGCUCGUGGGCGCCAUCUACGGGGUGCUGGGGGCGUUCACGUCGCGCUUCACCAUGCACACGCGCGUCAUCGAGCCCCUCUUCGUCUUCCUCUACAGCUACAUGGCCUACCUCUCCGCAGAGGUCUUCCACCUCUCUGGCAUCAUGUCAUUGAUCGCCUGCGGCGUGGUGAUGCGUCCGUAUGUGGAGGCCAACAUCUCCCACAAGUCCUACACCACCAUUAAGUACUUCCUAAAGAUGUGGAGCAGCGUGAGCGAGACUCUGAUCUUCAUAUUCCUGGGCGUGUCCACGGUGGCCGGCCCGCACGUCUGGAACUGGACGUUCAUGAUGGCCACCAUCUGCCUGUGCCUUGUCUCCCGCGUGCUUGGGGUGGUGGGCUUAACGGUGAUCAUCAACCGGUUCCGCAUCGUAAAGCUGACGGGUAAAGACCAAUUCAUCGUGGCGUACGGAGGGCUGCGGGGGGCCAUUGCGUUCUCACUGGUCUACUUACUGCCCGAUGACCAGUUCCCCAUGAAGAACAUGUUCCUCACCGCCAUCAUCACCGUUGUCUUCUUCACCGUAUUCGUCCAGGGAAUGACCAUUCGGCCGCUGGUGGAGCUGCUGGCGGUGAAGAAAAAGAAGGACACCAAACACUCCAUCAACGAGGAGAUCCACAUUCAGUUCCUAGAUCACUUGCUCACGGGCAUCGAAGAUGUGUGUGGACACUAUGGACAUCACCACUGGAAGGACAAGUUGAGUCGUUUCAAUAAGACCUAUGUGAAGCGCUGGUUGAUUGGCGGUGAGCGCUCCCUGGAGCCUCAGCUGAUCUCCUUCUACCACAAGAUGGAGAUGAAGCAGGCGCUCAUGAUGCUGGAGAGCGGAGGAUCAGCACCUAAUGUCUCCAUGAGGAAUAUCCAGCCCAGGCGCUCAGUGGUUCAGGUUCAGGAGCGUCUGAUUCCACGCCUGUCUAAAGGAAGAGAGCAGGAGAUCAGGAAGAUACUCAGGGCCAACCUGCAGCACACCAGACAGAGGCUGCGCUCCUACAGUCGUCACAACAUCUUCGAGGACCCUCUGGAGGAGGAAGAAGAGGACCUGAGUGAAGCCCAGAUGAGGAAGAAGAGGGUGGAGAUGCACAGGAGGAUGAGUCACUACCUGACAGUCCCUGCUAAAGCCCCAACUUCUCCAGCUAUCAGAAGAGUGAGAUUUGAGUCAGACAACCAGGCGGUGUUUGGCUCCUCCCCUGACUCCACCCCUCAGUCCAGGUUCCAGGUGUCGGUGGUUCCGUCGUUGCAGGUGACGCGGGCGCCCAUCGCCCCCAUGGAGAUGGUGUCCCAAGACUCUGUCAGCCUGGUGGACGAGUCAUCCUCCCCCAACAAGCUGCCCACACUGAAGGAGUCUGAGACCACUACUGGGGGCGUGUCCAACGGCACAGGUAGCACUCUAGGGGCGGAGUUGAGCAAGAAUAUAGGGGCGGAGCAAGAGCAUCUGAAGCUGCCCAGGUGUUUCAGUGACCCAGGCCCCAACCAGAUAGAUGAGGAGGAAGAGGAGGAGGAGGAGGAGGAGGAGGAGAAGAAGAAGCUCUCUUGAUACUGAGGAUUUAUUUGUUUGUGUGUGUGUUUGGGAGGGGGGGGUGCUUAACUCACACAGGACACCAUCAACAGAGGUUUUAUAAAAAGAUGUCACUUUGGGUCUUGGUGCGCGUGCAUGCGCGCGUGUGUGUAUGAACACAUCUCUGGUAGAUGUUGAGCAAACGUAUCACAGACAAAACGUAACACAGAUGAAUGUAGACCAUCUCACACACACAGUCCCACCUUUACAAAACAAGCACAACAAUAGCGAAUGACAGAACAGCAAAGAAACACCACUCAUCCCCAGGUCGUGUGCGUGCGUGCGUGCGUGCGUGCGUGCGUGCGUGCGUGAUGCUCUUCAACUGCACUGUCAUGCCUCAGUGAGUGUGUCUGAUCACAUUUAAAGGUAGAGUAUGUAUUGUUUUAGUUGGUUAUUUCCUACCCAUUCACAAAUGUUUCCUUUUUCAGAAAUUGUUCCACCAUCAAUUGCUAUGUACACUUUUCAUACAUGAAUAGGUAGAUCUUCCAGAUGUCUGCUAUUUUGAAUUAACUGGCAUAGUAGACAUCUUUGACGAGUCCGACGAGUAAAUAAAAGUUUAUUACUAUGUACAAAUUUGGGAAUGGGUGGGAUACAUUUUGAAAGCAAAUGAUUAACAUUACAUUCUCUACCUUUAAAGAAAAUGACGACUCAUGUCAUAGCCAUGGUCAACUCGGAAGAUAAAAUACUGAUGCUUGUGAUAACCACACAAGGGACGAUGCAUGUUUUAACUCACCCGUAUUGGUCGUAUACUGACUAGCACAGCACAUUCUCAGGGACUGUGUGAAAAUUAUGUGUGCGUGUCUGCUUGUAUAUGUUUGUAUGACCUUUAUAGUGUGAAUGGUCAUUUUUAUUGAGUAUGGAUCAAAUUUGUGUGCGUGCUUGUGUUUGUCCAUUUGUUUUGUAUCUGUCUUUGCGUGGCUUUUUUUGCAGUGUGAAUCGUAAUUUUAAGUGUGGUGUAUGGAUUUGUAAUACUGACAUGCAUGGUACUUAUGCAUGCCACAGCGGACUUUGUAAGUGUGUGUUUGUGUGUGUGUGAGAGUGAGAGUGUGAGAGAGAGUGUGUGUGUGUGUGUGUGAGAGAGAGAGAGAUGGAGAGAGUGUCUGAGCGAAAGAGUGAGUUUUUGUGCAUGCAAAUCAAAUGCAUUAAAAAUGCAGUGGCAACAAAGCAUUUGCCAGCUAGCAUUCGAAUAUAUCAAAGCAGAGCAAGCUUGAGGCAGCCAGUGCUAACUUUUGAGGAUGUGAAUUCCUCUCGUGCAGCCUUCACCACAUCACCUGCCUUCUAAGCAUCCUUUCAAGGACGAGAGGACGCUCCCUUAGAAGUAGACUCCUACAUGUAGAGGAAGGUUCCCUUAGAAUUAGAAUCCCACACGUAGCGUUUUCUUUAUGUAGAGCUAUACUAUCAUGGGAUAUUGCACACUAAAAUCAUAUGGCCUUGCUUGACGAAGUAUGCACAAAGUCCCUGGUACAUCAGGCUUAACGACCACUUUCUUUUUUAUCUUGAUGUUAUGUUUCUACAAGUAUGUCAAAUGAGUUCGGGUUGCCAAAGAACACAUUUUGUAAAAAAAAUUAAUGAAAAAAAAUCUGACAUGAUGGGAGUUUUACAGUUGUAUUCAAAACCCAGGAAAAAAAAUGUGUUCAUUCAUUUAGCGCAAAAAAAAUGCAAAACAUUUGUCUGUGAUUGUAAAAUAAAGAUAUUAUAAUUAUUGUAAAAUAAAAAACAUAAAAGUCUU
Molecule: messenger RNA, 4503 nt
Organism: Engraulis encrasicolus (European anchovy)
Lineage: Eukaryota; Metazoa; Chordata; Actinopteri; Clupeiformes; Engraulidae
Product: Na(+)/H(+) exchanger beta-like
Exons: 13
Coding region: 336-2753 (805 amino acids)
Biological process (GO): regulation of intracellular pH; sodium ion import across plasma membrane; proton transmembrane transport
Cellular component (GO): plasma membrane
Molecular function (GO): potassium:proton antiporter activity; sodium:proton antiporter activity
Source: RefSeq, a predicted model, not a curated record